UACACGUAGAUGCCGUAAGCAAUAUUAAUAUGGACGAGCCCACACGCAACCUCCCCUCCCCUCUUCUCUCUCUUCGAUUUUUCACAUUAUUAUUUCUCUUCUCUGCAACACCACACACCGCUUCACGACAUUCAAAGCCGCGUUUCACUUCUCCUUGAAGAAGGUUAGUUCUCCUUGCGCGUGUCCCGUUCUCUUCUCCAAUCCUCCGCACUUUCAAAUCCAAAAAUACCAAAACUUUUUAUACUAUAUAUUACGUAUAAAUUCAUAGAUAUAGUUUUACAUUUGCCCAAAUGGAGGUGAAGCUAUGGAAUGACAAGCGCGAGAGAGAAAUGUAUGAGAACUUUGCCGAGCUAUAUGCUAUAAUCAAAGCUACCGAAAAGCUUGAAAAGGCUUAUAUUCGGGAUAUUUUAAGUUCAAGUGAGUAUGAAGCUGAAUGCCAAAAACUCAUUGCUCAUUUCAAAACCCUAGCCUCUACAUUGAAAGAUACUGUCCCAAGUAUUGAGCGGUUUGCAGAUACAUAUAAAAUGGACUGCCCAGCUGCUUUGAAUCGCUUAGUUACUGUUGGGGUGCCUGCUACAGUGGAGCAUCGAGCUGCUGUAGCUGCAUCGACCGCCACCUCUGCUGCCAUUGUUGCAGAAUGUGUCCAGCAUUUUAUAACUGCUAUGGACACAUUAAAAUUGGAAUUUAAGGCAGUUGAUCAGGUGUAUCCAUUGUUAUCUGAUCUGUUGGGUUCGCUUAAUAAGUUGAGUAUUUUGCCGCCAGACUUUGAGGGGAAGACCAAGAUGAAGGAGUGGAUUUCUAGGUUGUCAAAGAUGGGGGCUGCAGAUGAGUUAACAGAUCAGCAGGCACGGCAGCUACACUUUGAUCUGGAUUCGUCAUACAAUUCAUUUAUGGCUGCUUUGCCUAAUGCCGGUACUUAACUGAAGAUGUGGUUAAAGCUUGUAAAGAUUUGUGGGAGUGGUUCUAUUAUUUGGGAUUUUUCAAUGUGUAAGUUGUUAUGUUGUUUUCUAGCAAUUUGGUAGAACCUCUGGUAUAACUUGGAAGGAUGAUUACUAAUUUUGUGACAUUUACACUUUUGGAAAUGACUGCCUUAUUCCGGCAAAAAAUGUUACUUUGUGCUGAUCAUGAAAAAGAUUGUUUUUCAUGACUUAUUAUGAAUAUGGGAUUAGAAUUGGGAUUC
Molecule: messenger RNA, 1180 nt
Organism: Mangifera indica (mango)
Lineage: Eukaryota; Viridiplantae; Streptophyta; Magnoliopsida; Sapindales; Anacardiaceae
Product: vacuolar protein sorting-associated protein 28 homolog 2
Exons: 2
Coding region: 291-920 (209 amino acids)
Biological process (GO): protein transport to vacuole involved in ubiquitin-dependent protein catabolic process via the multivesicular body sorting pathway
Cellular component (GO): ESCRT I complex
Molecular function (GO): protein-containing complex binding
Source: RefSeq, a predicted model, not a curated record